Messenger RNA from Strigops habroptila (Kakapo), 6630 nucleotides. RefSeq names its product insulin receptor substrate 2 (gene IRS2). Gene Ontology annotation, molecular function: insulin receptor binding; phosphatidylinositol 3-kinase binding. Lineage: Eukaryota; Metazoa; Chordata; Aves; Psittaciformes; Psittacidae. The record is from RefSeq and is a predicted model, not a curated record. Bases 384 to 3920 code for a protein of 1178 amino acids. Gene Ontology annotation, cellular component: cytosol; plasma membrane. The transcript has 2 exons. Gene Ontology annotation, biological process: insulin receptor signaling pathway.
UCGGUGAGGCGGCGGUCACGUGUUGUUUUGCUCUUUAGUUGGGGCACUCGGUGCGCGAUGUGUUACUUACGGCGAAACUCCCGCCGGCGGCGGCAGCAUCAGCAGCGGCAGCAGCGGCCGGAGAGCGGUAGCGGCGCCGCCGGUACCCGAGCCGGGGAGAACGCCGAGCAGCCGCCGGCAGCACCCGCUGCCUAGAGGCGACAGCGGAGGACCCUGCUGCGGCUCCUGGCAGCCGCGCUCUUCCUGCGGAGGAAUAACUUUAUUUUACCCGCUUCCACCUCUUUUUCUUUUUUCCGCGGCGCUCGGUUCCCAGCCCCGCUCGGCGGCAGCGGCAGCAGCAGCAGCGAGAGGAACCAGGCGGCGUUGCCGCCGUGGGGUCUGGGAUGGCGAGCCCCGCCGUGCUGGGGCUGUUGCCCCCCCUGAGCUCCCCACCCGGGCCCAACCUGAACAACAACAACAACAACAACCAGGGCGUGAGGAAGUGCGGGUACCUGCGCAAGCAGAAGCAUGGCCACAAGCGCUUCUUCGUGCUGCGGGGCCCCGGCGGCGGAGGAGAGGAGGCGGGGGGGGCCCGGCUGGAGUACUAUGAGAGCGAGAAGAAAUGGAGGAACAAGUCCGGGGCGCCCAAGCGGGUGAUCGCCCUGGACUCCUGCCUCAACAUCAACAAGCGGGCGGACGCCAAGCACAAGUACCUCAUCGCCCUCUACACCAAGGACGAGUACUUCGCCGUGGCGGCAGAGAACGAGCAGGAGCAGGAGGGCUGGUACCGGGCUCUCACCGACCUGCUUAACGAGGGAAAAGCGGCCGGUCAGGGGUCUCCCCACCGCCACCUCGCCUCCCCCUUCGCCGCCUCCUGCAGCGCGGCCGCCGCCUCCCUGGCCGCCGCCGGCGAGGACCUCAACUACGGGCUGAUCACCCCGGCAGCCGCUGCGUACCGGGAGGUCUGGCAGGUGACGCUGAAGCCCAAGGGCUUGGGGCAGAGCAAAAACCUUACCGGCGUCCAUCGACUCUGCCUCUCAGCCCGCACCAUCGGGUUCGUGCGCCUCAACUGCGAGCUGCCCUCGGUCACGCUGCAGCUGAUGAACAUCCGCCGCUGCGGCCACUCCGACAGCUUCUUCUUCAUGGAGGUGGGGCGCUCGGCGGCCACCGGCCCCGGCGAGCUCUGGAUGCAAGCGGACGACUCGGUGGUGGCCCAGAACAUCCACGAGACCAUUCUGGAGGCCAUGAAGGCGCUGAAGGAGCUGUCCGAGUUCCGGCCCCGCAGCAAGAGCCAGUCCUCCACCUCUUCCUCCUCCGGGGGGGCCGCCGGGCCCGGCGGCAGCGGCGCCUCCGCCACCCACCCCAUCACCGUGCCUGGCCGCCGGCACCACCACCUGGUCAACCUGCCUCCCAGCCAGACCGGCCUCCUCCGCCGCUCCCGCACCGACAGCCUCGCCGCCGGCGCCGGCACCAAGUGCACGCCGUGCCGGGUGCGGACGGCCAGCGAGGGCGACGGCUGCCGGGUGGGCUCGGUGGCCGGCAGCCCCAUGAGCCCGGGCCCCGUGCGGACCCCGCUCAGCCGCUCGCAUACGCUUAGCAGCGGCGGUGGGGGCCGGCAGGCGGGGAAGCUGCUGCCGGUGCUGGCCGGCGGCGGCGGCCUUCAGAGCAGCCGCUCCAUGUCCAUGCCUGCAUCCCACUCGCCCCCCUCUGCCACCAGCCCCAUCAGCCUCUCCUCCAGCAGCGGCCUCGGCUCCGAGCCUGCCCACCCGCAUCACCCGCAGCGCCCAUCCAGCGGCAGUGCCUCCGUCUCUGGCUCCCCCAGCGACGCCGGCUUCAUGUCCUUCGACGAGUACGGCUCCAGCCCGGGCGGCGACCUGCGGCCCUUCUCCUCCUCCUCCACCGCUAGCAACCGCAGCAACACCCCGGAGUCCGUGGCCGAGACCCCCCCGGUGCGGGACCCCGGGGGCGGCACCGAUCUCUACGGCUACAUGGCAAUGGAGCGCCCCCCGAGCGGCCGCCUCUGCUACCGGCCCGGCCUCGACGCCGCGGCCGACAGGGGCCAUCGGAAGCGUACCUACUCCCUGACCACCCCGUGCCGGCAGCGGCCCGCUCCGCCGCAGGUCUCCUCCGCCUCCCUCGACGAGUACACACUGAUGCGGGCUACCUUCGCUGGCAGCGCCGGCCGCCUCUUCCCUUCCUGCCAAGCCGGGGCUUCCCCUAAAGUGACCUACACCCCCUACCCCGAGGACUACGGGGACAUCGAGAUCGGCUCCCACCGCAGUUCCGGCAGCAGCAGCACCAACCUGGGGCCGCCGGCAGGGGGGGGAGGAGGAGGGGGAGAUGAUGACGGCUACAUGCCCAUGACCCCCGGCGUGGCUGCAGCCUUAGGGCAGGGAAGCCGGAGUGGCGAUGAUUACAUGCCCAUGAGCCCCACUAGCGUGUCUGCUCCCAAGCAGAUCCUGCAGCCCCGGGGAGGGGUGGGCGGCGGGUCCCCUGGGAACAGGAGCAGCUAUAAGACCAGCUCACCCGGGGAGAGCUCCCCCGAUGAUAGCGGGUACAUGCGGAUGUGGUGUGGCUCCAAGCUGUCUGUGGAGAGCUCAGAUGGGAGGCUGAGUAACGGUGACUAUAUCAACAUGUCCCCUCGGGACCCCCAGCACGGGCCCCAGGCUCCCUCCCUCACUCCUCCGGACUUCUUCUUUGCCCCUUCAGGGCAUGGGUCCAGUGAGCCCCCCAAGCCCGGCUGCUAUUCGUACAGCUCCUUACCCCGCUCUUACAAGAGCCAGGGCCUGGUGAAGGACAGCGACCAGUAUGUCUUCAUGAACUCCCCGGGGAGGAUGAUCCCGGAGGAGGCGGUGUGCGGAGUGGGCCAGUUGCCUGCCAGCACCUUUGCCCCCUCCAGCCACACGGUGCCUUCGCCCCUGCGGCACAGCCGGACCGAGAGCUUCCUGAGCCAGCGGUGCCAGCGGGCGGCCCGGCCCAGCCGCCUCUCUCUGGAGACCUUGCGGACGAUGCUGCCUAGCAUGAAUGAGCACCCUCUGCCGCCCGAGCCCAAGAGCCCCGGUGAAUACAUCAACAUCGACUUUGGCGAUGCUGCCGUCUAUUCUCCCCCCUCGCUGCCUGCCGACAGCCCAGCUUCCUCCCUGGGCUCGGGCACGGGGCAGAGGCGCUCCCCUCUCUCUGACUACAUGAACAUUGACUUCGGGUCGCAGUCGCCCUCCCAGUCAGGCACGGUUUCGGUGGGCUCCCUGGAAGGGCUCUCACCAGGCUCCUCCUCCAGCACCAGCCAGCCCGAGGGGCGCUACCUGAAGGCAGCUGUGGGGGUAGCUUGUUUGUCCAGCCCGUCUGAUGGUGGGGAUUACACUGAGAUGACCUUUGGCAUGGCCACCACCCCACCCCAACCCAUUGUUCAGAAGCCAGAAAGUGCCCGGGUCACCAGCCCCACGGCAGGGGUGAAGAGGCUCACCCUCUCUGGGGUGGAGGCUUUCAUUCUCUCCAGCCCUCCCCCAGACCCAAACCGGGGGGCCAAGGUCAUCCGGGCAGAUCCCCAGGGGCGUAGGAGGCACAGCUCGGAAACUUUCUCCUCCACCACCACUGUGACCCCCGUGUCCCCCUCCUUUGCACACAACCCCAAACGGCACAACUCGGCCUCAGUGGAGAACGUGUCCCUCAGGAAAAGCGAAGGCCUGGAGGAGGAGCAGGGUAGCAGCCCCAUGUGCAGGGAGACCUCGGCUGGCUUCCAGAACGGCCUCAACUACAUCGCCAUCGAUGUGGUGGAUGGGACCCUGGCAAACUGUGACAAAGCCAGGUUGAAAGCCAGGCAUGUCCUGAAUGGGGGCAUCAAUGGAGUGGAGAUGAGCGCCUAUGCCAGCAUAGACUUUCUGUCUCACAACCUUAAAGAAGCAAGUGCUGUGAAAGGAAGUACAGGAAGAUGGAAAAGAUGAGAGAGAGAGCCACCGUUUGCAGAGCAAGCUUUGCACCUAAUUAAGGCGAGCGGAUUGCUGAAUGCAGUGUCAGAGUUUGCGAGGAUGAUGGACGCUUACUCUGAUGGACUGGAAGGGCUGAGGGCAGAGCAUUACUUUGAGUCUGUUGCUUUUAGUUUUUCUGGGGUUGCUUUUGGGCUUGACCUGGGCUGAUGUGGAUGUUUAGCCUUGGGCUGGUGGCCCCGGGCACCCACAAAGGAUUGUGCCCUUUGCUUUGCAAACUGAAAUUUGUUUUUUCACAGAAACGAGGAGGUUUUUUUCAGCCACCUACAGCCCCAACUGCAAACCGAGGCCCAGGUUGGGAAAGAGCUAUUUCCACAACAUUCCCCAAACUGCUGACCUUAAGGAGGGGGGGGAGAAGGGGCGGCGGGCGCCAGCUACCAAGAAAACCUGGAGUGGAUGAGUGAAAAGCAGGAGUGAAGGAGACGGUGGGUGGGAUAAGCAAGGGCAACUGGCUGCUGUCCUCCCUCCCUCCCUCCCUCCCUCCCUCCUUCCCUCCUUCCCUCCUUCAUUCCUGCUUUCUUACCCUCCAGUGAAAAGGGUAAUGCAGUAAACACAGCCAUGUUAAUUUUUUGGUACACUGUGGUGUCCAGAGGAGGGGAUUCAGUUCUGCUAUGAAUUUGUUAAAGUAUGGUUAUAGGCUUGCCUUAUUGUAAUAUUUAAUCUGCAUGCCUAUUUAUUUCUCCUCUUUCCCGUAAGCUUUUAAACACAGAACACAUCGAGGAGUGGUGCGAGGAAGAAGCUGGUUGAGAUUUCCUCUCUGUGUAGGAGGCGAGGCUGGCUUCUCCGCCACCCUGCUCCCUGAGAAGCGUGCACGCCUGCCGGGUGUACUCAGGGUUGGGGGACUUGGGGAGCAACAGAACCAACGUCAGGCCAAGGUGGGGAGGAAAAACCUCACCCCAACAUCAGCGGUCAGCAGCACACAGGGUUAGGCACCGAAAACAGGGCGUCAGGUUAGUCGCACCUGUGGCAGGCAAACUGGAAAAGCCAUAGCAUGGGGAAGGAGAAAUGUAUGACAAAGGACUUUACCGGUGUAAGCUGAAUCGAGUCAUUGACUUCUGCAGGUGUCCUAGUUUCUCUUUUGGUUUUCAUUGGGAUCUCACACCAAGGUUUGUUUACGGAAGGACUGCCUCCUCUCUUUAAAAAGAUCACCAAGUAUUCUGCCAGAGUAUUUGAAUUUCAAACAUUGUGAUUUGGGAGACUACUAAGAAUGCCAUGUUUUACAGAGAAAAACAUAUGCAAUUUAAAGAAAAUUUUAUUUUGAGCAUAAGCAAGAUCAUUUUAACACAGUAGUAAUUCAGGUAGAUUUGAGAGAAUCUAAUUUUGUAAAAAUGGUUUGCACAAGAGAUAGUUUAUAUAUAAUCAGCAUUGUUUACUUAGUUGUUUGCACUUUUUCAAAUUUUGUUUUUAACUAUAUUAGCAAAGUGAGAAGCUUUAAUUCUUCAGAACUUCUUCAAAACCCAGGAGAGGUUUCUUGCAAUUGUAAAACAUUGGAGAAUCCACAUGCAUUUAAUGUUUAGAACAGGAGAAUGUCAGAGAUACAGGGUAUACAAACAGACUCCUUGUAAUCACCUCAGUAAAUUAAUAUUUCGAUUUGUGUAAAAUACAUGUAAAAAACUACAGCUUAAAAUGUGCCUGAGAGUCUGUAGUAGUAGAUGCGUUUUCAUGUGGGUAAGUGUUUUAAGGUAAAUUAUUUGUAUUAUUUAACAGUGGCUGGCUUUCCCGUGUAGCUUGUUCCUCUGCUAUCAGUAACUGGCCUCUGCUGUAGGGAGUGCUGUGCUUUUGGAAAUCUCUGUCCAUGUUAUCCUGCCGUGGCAAGAGCAAAUGAGUGCAUCCGCAACUGCUGUCAAAACAGAACAAUUAGAAGGUUGCUUGAAAUUACCGGUUCGUUUAGUUUUACUGUGUUCCGAAAGUGUGCAAAUGUUUAAGAAUUGGAGAAACACUUGCCUUCAUCUGAUGUGUAAAUAAAGUAAUGCUGUUACUGGUUGGUUCAAACUUGUUACUUGCUGGUAAUUAGCCUUUGUUCUUAAAUUAUGACUGCUUUUUCUGCUUAAAAACGUAUGAACUGUGUGGUUUUCAUUAUUUAUGGAGAAAUUUACAGUAAUUUUUCUCAUAUAGUGUAAAUUAUUUAUUCCAGUAUAUUUAUGACAGAUUACACUUAGUAAUUAUGUGACUUUUUAUGGUGGAUCUUAGUUCUAUUGAAGUCAAAUGGGAGUUUUGUCUCUGUUUUGGUGGGGUCAAGAUUUUGCUCUUUGUGUGUAAUCCUGAAAUUCUUCAGUAAAAUUCCCAUUAAAUUUAGUGGGUGUGUAAUAGGGAAGUUUUGCUUAAUUGAAAACACCAGACUUGGAUGGGUUAUCUUUAAUUUUGUUUUCUUUUUCGUUAACAAAAUGCUCUGUAACUUGUGAAUGUUUCUAGUAGUUGGUCUAGUUUUCUAAAAUUGAACAGAUACUCUCUGUAAUGGUGCAAAAAAAACCUUGAGGGUUGUUUUCCUCCUGUGUUAGUUUCUUUUGUCUUGAUUUAUUUGAAGAAGUCAUCAUCUGUAAUGCAUCUACUUAAGAUCCUAAUAAGGUGAUUUUUGAUAAUAAUGACCCCCCGCCGCCUUGUCAAUUAGCUCUUCUUUUGUGAGGGUUUUAUGAUUGCAGCUAAACAAUAAAAGGCCUAUCUUAAGAAA